Dentiscutata erythropus is the source of this 696-nucleotide messenger RNA. The record is from the annotation of a GenBank genome assembly. Lineage: Eukaryota; Fungi; Glomeromycota; Glomeromycetes; Diversisporales; Gigasporaceae.
GAUUUACAAAAAAGAUCCGAGAACUUAAAGAGCAAUUUACGAAGCUCGGAUAUUUUAAAUCUUCAAAACUUUAUUAUUUAUAUAAAAGUACCUCUAACAUAAUUCUCUGGUCUAUAUCGGUCAUGAUCUUGAAAUCAUUUGGUAAUACAUUAUCUGGCGUCCUCGCUGCUGCCGCAGUAAUGGCAUUGUUUUGGCAGCAGUGUGGUUGGUUAUCACAUGACUUUUUGCAUCAUCAAGUAUUUGAAAAAAGGCGUUACAAUGAUUGGGUUGGAUGUUUUUUUGGUGCGGUUUGUCAAGGUUUUGAUCCUUCACCAAAUGUCCAUGGACAAGAUCCUGACAUUGAUACACAUCCUAUUCUAAGUUGGUCUGAACAUGCAUUAACGGAUUUGUUUGAUCCAGAGUUAGCAAGAGAACAUGCAAAAGCUUAUCCUCAAUGGUUAACUCGCAUCAUGGUCAACAACCAAACUAUAAAUUACUUUCCAAUUCUUGCAUUUGCUAGACUGUCUUGGUGUGCUCAAAGUAUUCAAUACGUUCUUCCAAAUGGUCAAACUGGAAGUAUUGGAGAUGCUCGUAUGCAAGUGACAACACUUGAACAGAUCUGUUUGGCUUUACAUUAUAUUUGGCUUUUUUAUAUCUUAUCAUUUGUCGGAAGUUGGAUUUUAGUUUUUGUAUUUAUCAUUUCAGCACAAGCGAUGU